Messenger RNA from Boleophthalmus pectinirostris (great blue-spotted mudskipper), 7314 nucleotides. It is a transcript of the gene itsn1, whose product is annotated as intersectin 1 (SH3 domain protein). Bases 237 to 5561 code for a protein of 1774 amino acids. NCBI's taxonomy places the organism in Eukaryota, Metazoa, Chordata, Actinopteri, Gobiiformes, Gobiidae. Gene Ontology annotation, molecular function: calcium ion binding; protein binding; guanyl-nucleotide exchange factor activity. The record is from RefSeq and is a predicted model, not a curated record. Gene Ontology annotation, biological process: intracellular signal transduction; positive regulation of Rho protein signal transduction. The transcript is spliced from 46 exons.
AAAUAUGGCGUAAGGUCUCGCGAUAGAUAGCAGCUGUACCCCAUUUUCCAACUGUCCCUCUGUCGGUGAGAGUUUUGAUAUUCAAGGAAAACCUCAACAGGGGUUUAAAAUACAGUGUGAACAUCUGGAAGAAUAUACUGAAUUAUAUAAUUCACUAGAUAAGCUCUUCGGCUCAGUGUUUGUAAAUGAAAACUAAAAUAUGAGGUGUUCUCUCACAGCCCAGGACUGAGUGAAACAUGGCACAGUUCCCCACUACAUUCACAGGUCCAGAUGUGUAUCUGAUCUCAGUGGAUGAGAGAGCCAAACAUGAUCAGCAGUUUCACAGCCUCUCUCCCAACGCUGGAGGUUACAUUACAGGAGAUCAGGCCAGGAACUUUUUUCUCCAGUCAGGACUCCCUCCUCCUGUCCUGGCCCAAAUCUGGGCUUUAGCCGACAUGAACAGUGAUGGCCGCAUGGAUAUUCAUGAGUUUUCCAUUGCUAUGAAACUCAUCAAGCUAAAACUUCAAGGUCAUCCCCUACCCCCCGCACUGCCUCCAAGUAUGAAACAGCCCCCUCUGCCCUUACCUCCACCACCUGCCUUUGGUUUGCCUCCCAUAGCUCCAAUCCCUGCUCCCAUACCUGUUGUCCCUCCCCUCCCACUGCCCCCUCUACCUGUUGGCGUAUCACCCCCACUUGUCUCAACCGCUCAACCUCCGUUAACCCAGCCUAUCGCCAAUGGUGCCCCUCCUACAGCAAUCAUGCAGCCCAUCACUGGCUUCUCCCACACAGCUCCCGCUGUCAACAAAUCUUCUUCCUUCAAUCGAUCCAGUACCAAAUUACAGAAAGGGCCAUCUUUUGACACUACCAGUAGUCAGGUCCACUCUGUUCCAUCAGACUGGGCUGUCCCUCAGUCGUCGAGGCUCAAGUAUCGGCAACUCUUUAAUUCACAUGACAAGAUGAUGAGUGGACAUCUCACAGGACCUCAGGCACGCACAAUUCUCAUGCAGUCCAGUCUUCCUCAAAGCCAGCUUGCUACAAUAUGGAGUUUGUCAGAUAUUGAUCAGGAUGGGAAACUAACUGCUGAGGAGUUCAUUUUGGCUAUGCACCUCAUUGAUAUGGCCAUGUCUGGUGUCCCGCUGCCUCCAGUGUUACCUCCAGAAUACCUCCCCCCUACUUUUCGGCGUGUUCGCAGUGACAGUGUGCAGUCUGACCAGAAGGCUGUCCCAGAAGAAGCUGAAGAGGAAGCAGACAGCAACCAGGACAAGAAACUGCCUGUGACAUUUGAAGACAAGAAAAGAGAGAAUUUUGAGCGAGGGAAUCUGGAACUGGAGAAGCGGCGGCAGGCUCUCCAGGAACAGCAGAGGAAAGAGCAGGAGCGACUGGCUGCUCUGGAACGGGAGGAGCAGGAGCGAAAGGAACGCGAGCGCCUGGAGCAGGAGCGGCGAAGGCAGCAGGAGCUGGAGAAGCAGCUAGAAAAACAGAGGGAGCUGGAGAGGCAGAGAGAAGAGGAGCGGCGCAAAGAAAUUGAAAGAAGAGAGGCUGCUAAAAGGGAGUUGGAGCGUCAGCGUCAGUUGGAAUGGGAGCGGCAGCGACGCCAGGAGCUUUUAACUCAAAGAAAUCGAGAGCAAGAGAGUAUAGUUCUGCUCAAAGCCAGGAAGAAGACUUUGGAGUUUGAACUUGAAGCACUGAAUGACAAAAAAACACAGCUUGAAGGAAAACUGAAGGAUGUCCGUUUUCGACUGUCAACUCAGCGGAGAGAGGUGGAGCAGACCAAUCAGUCAAGAGAGACACGUAUUGCAGAGAUCACCUCACUGCAACAACAGCUUCAGGACUCACAGCAGUGGCUGGGGAGGCUUAUACCUGACAAACAGACUCUGAAUGAGCAGCUGAAGCAAGUCCAGCAGAACAGCCUGCAGCGGGACAGUCUUUCAUCACUGCAGAAAGCCUUGGAACAGAAGGAAAUCAGUCGGCAGCAGCUCAGAGAGCAGCUGGACUCUGUGGAAAGAGAAACCAGGGCCAAACUUCUGGAGAUAGAUGCAUUUAACACUCAGCUCAAGUCUCUCUGUGAGUUCUAUGCCAACCACUGUGCCAGGAUAGAAGCCCUGCGUCGCCAGCUUGGGGACGAUCAGAGAGGCAGACAGGAGCUGAGGGAAAUCCACAGCCGUCAACAAAAGUUGAAGCAGAAGGAAGCGGAGGGAGAUCCCCAGCUUCUUACACACAACUUCUCACAUAUUCCAACAGAGAGAAGUUCUUCAGAGGUGCAGGAUGCCAGGCUGUCGUCAGAUGAAAGCUCAUCUUGGAGAGAUGACAUGGCAGCAAAGGCUCCCAGCCCCGUUUCAAGCUCUGGACCACACGGUUGGCUAAACAGAAUUACUCAGGAAGAUGAAGAGCGUAAAAGAAGAGUCAUGGAGGAGGAAGAGGAGGGAAGAAAAGGGACCAAGGAAGAAAAAGAGGAGGAGGCUCGAGGAAAUAACAUGCAGGACAAACUCAACAAGCUGUUUAGUCAACCUGCUGACCCCUGGGCUUCAGCAGUGGAUAAGACCUCUGCACCCAGCCUCUUUGACCAGAAGCCUUCAGUGAGUGGAUUUGAGCAGCAAACAGUGAAGGUGGUCUACUACAGAGCGCUGUAUCCCUUUGAAGCUCGCAGUCAUGAUGAAAUCAGUAUCACACCAGGAGAUGUCAUUAUGGUGGACGAGUCUCAGACUGGUGAGCCUGGUUGGCUGGGAGGGGAACUUCGGGGCCGCACUGGCUGGUUUCCAGCCAAUUAUGCUGAGCGAAUACCUGACAAUGAAGCACCUGUAAGUUUGCGCAGCGUUACGUCCUCCACACCUACUUCUGCUCAGCAGCCUGAUACCACUCCUCCCCCGGCUCCUGGACAGUCCUCUUCUGCCUCCUCUUCAAACAGCAAUUGGGCUGAUUUUAGUACAACAUGGCCCUCAAAUGCAGGUAGUCAACCCGACAAUGAGGGAUGGGAUGCUUGGCCCUCCUCCUCAACGCCACAAAAUCCUUCACUUAGUGUGCCCUCAGCUCAGCUACGCCAACGCUCUGCCUUCACACCAGCCACCAUGACAACAGGCUCUUCCCCUUCUCCUGUACUUGGACAGGGAGAGAAAGUAGAAGGUCUUCAAGCUCAAGCCUUGUAUCCAUGGAGAGCCAAGAAAGACAACCAUCUGAACUUCAAUAAAAAUGAGAUAAUUACAGUGUUGGAGCAACAAGAUAUGUGGUGGUUAGGCGAGUUACAGUCUGGUCAAAGAGGGUGGUUUCCCAAAAGUUAUGUCAAACUCAUCUCCGCCAAUAUGCCAACUUCAGCUGUGGUUGCAUCGCGCAACAAAAACUCAAGUGAUGCUGGACCAACAGAUAGUCCCCCUAAUGGAAAAAGGCCCUCCCCCUCCCCAACCAAAGCAGAAUCAGGAGAAGAGUACAUUGCCAUGUACACAUAUGAAAGCAGUGAACAGGGGGAUCUGAGCUUCCAGCAAGGAGAUAUUGUCACAGUGACCCGUAAGGAAGGAGACUGGUGGACAGGUGUCGUUGGUGGCAAGACUGGAGUUUUUCCAUCCAAUUACGUCAAACCACGAGACUCUUCAUCUGAGUCUUUGUCACUAUCUGGGAAGACUGGCAGCCUUGGAAAGAAACCAGAGAUUGCUCAGGUCAUUGCUCCAUAUACUGCUACUGGAGCAGAACAGUUGACGUUGGCUCCUGGACAGCUCAUCCUAAUCAGGAAGAAGAAUCCAGGAGGCUGGUGGGAGGGCGAGUUACAGGCUAGGGGUAAAAAGCGCCAGAUAGGUUGGUUUCCAGCCAACUAUGUAAAGCUGCUUAGUCCCAGCACCAGCAAGACCACACCAACAGAGCCGACCCCGCCCAAAGUGAUGGCAUCCAGCACAGCUUUGUGUCAGGUGAUUGGCAUGUACGACUACGUGGCUCAGAAUGAUGAUGAACUGGCCUUUCAAAAGGGUCAGGUGAUCACAGUGAUUAAUAAGGAUGACUGUGAUUGGUGGAAAGGAGAGCUCAAUGGCAGAGAGGGCCUGUUUCCCAGCAACUAUGUAAAGCUCACCACUGACACGGACCCCAGCACCCAGUGGUGUGCCGACCUCCACCUUCUGGACAUGCUCAGUCCAAUGGAGAGGAAGCGUCAGGGCUAUAUCCAUGAGCUCAUUGUAACUGAGGAGAAUUAUGUCAAUGAUCUUCAGCUUGUCACUGAGAUAUUUCAUAAGCCCCUGCUGGAAUGUGAGCUGCUCACUGAGAAAGAAGUGGCCAUGAUCUUUGUCAACUGGAAGGAGCUGAUCAUGUGCAAUAUUAAACUGCUCAAGGCUUUGAGGGUGAGAAAGAAAAUGUCAGGUGAUCGGAUGCCAGUGAAAAUGAUUGGUGAUAUCUUGACAAAUCAGCUGCCUCACAUGCAGCCGUAUAUCAGAUUUUGUUCAUGUCAGCUGAACGGAGCCACGCUUAUUCAACAAAAAACAGAUGACAAUCCAGAGAUUAAGGACUUCCUCAAGAGGUUAGCCAUGGAUCCCAGGUGUAAAGGAAUGCCACUGUCCAGCUUCCUGCUCAAACCUAUGCAGAGGGUCACGAGAUACCCUUUGAUAAUUAAAAACAUUUUAGAAAACACUCCUGAGUCACAUCCUGACCACAGCCAUUUGAAAGCUGCAUUGGAGAAAGCAGAGGAGCUGUGCUCACAGGUGAAUGAAGGGGUGAGGGAAAAGGAGAACUCUGAUCGUCUUGAAUGGAUUCAGGCUCACGUUCAAUGUGAAGGACUCUCAGAGCAACUAGUGUUUAACUCAGUCACCAACUGUCUGGGACCCAGGAAGUUUCUGCACAGUGGAAAACUCUUCAAAGCUAAAAGCAGCAAAGAGCUCUACGGCUUCCUGUUCAAUGACUUUUUGCUGCUCACCCAGGUGACUAAACCCCUGGGCUCCUCUGGUUCAGACAAAGUCUUUUCAUCCAAGACCCACCUGCAGUAUCGCAUGUAUAAGACGCCCAUCUUCCUCAAUGAAGUGUUAGUGAAGCUGCCCACAGACCCUUCAGGAGAUGAACCCCUCUUUCACAUCUCUCACAUCGACCGAGUCUAUACCCUCCGAGCAGAAAGCAUCAAUGAAAGGACUGCCUGGGUUCAGAAAAUUAAGGCAGCUUCAGAACUUUUUAUUGAAACCGAGAAGAAGAAGCGAGAGAAAGCAUAUUUAGUGCGGUCUCAGAGAGCCACAGGGAUCGGCAGACUCAUGGUCAACAUUGUCGAAGGAAUUGAGCUGAAACCUUGUCGUUCUCAUGGGAAAAGCAACCCCUACUGUGAGGUGACCAUGGGUUCCCAGUGCCAUAUCACAAAAACUCUACAGGACACAUUAAAUCCCAAAUGGAACUCAAAUUGCCAGUUUUUUAUCAAAGACCUGGAACAAGACGUCCUCUGUAUCACUGUGUUUGAACGAGACCAGUUCUCCCCUGAUGAUUUUCUGGGCAGAACGGAAAUCCGAUUGGCUGAAAUCAAAAAGGACCAGGGCUCUAAAGGACCAAUCACAAAGCGUCUGCUGCUCCAUGAGGUCCCCACUGGAGAGAUAGUGGUCAGACUGGACCUGCAGCUCUUUGAGGAUCCAUAAGAGAAGAGUGGCAGGACUCUAGUUCUUUCUGUUCCUGGUGUGAUACCUGUUCACCCUCCAAGAGCCUCCACCUUGACCCACACACUUCAUUUACAGUCUAUCGUACAUGGCUCCAGUCAAUGCAAAGAGUACAGGCCAAGAGUCACCAGAAGGUACUAUGGUCACAUGAGACUGCAGAUCAUUUGGGAUGUGCCUGAACUUUAAAGACACUCUUUUGUGGCUCACACAUAUAUAAUUAUAAUAAUAAUAACGAUGUUGGAAAGUCUAAUUCUUGUUUUAUUUAAUACAUAGCAGUUAAAAUUGCUAUUAAGCAUUGGUAGUGUGCAAAGGAGUCUUUUUCUUUGUUUGUUUUUUAGUUUCAGAAGGAUUAUUUUAAUUUCAAAAGGAUUAUUUUAGGUCUUUCUUUCUUCCUUUUUUUUUUUUUUUUUUUUUUUUUUUUUUUUACAAUUUCUGUGGCUUGUGUAUCUUUAUGAGUGGAUUAGUGCAAUCCCCUGUUGCUGGUUGGAAGUUGGGUAAAUGAUGGAAUAUACUGUAAACAGAGACUGUCUUCAAAUGUAAUUUACGUUUUGUCUUAACAUACUGUAACAUACGGUACCUUACUUUGAGUUGAUAACACGGGUCAGUUUUGAAUGUUACCAUUUAAUGUUUUAGUUUUCUCUAUUGUUAAAACAUCCUAUCUACCUUUGUCCAUUGAGACUCCAGUGACAAUCCCAACAAAGCCCCCAAACUGUGGAAGAGUGUGGCUCUUACUAUUGCCUUUAUUCUUGGAAAUUCUAUAGAUGUACAGCAAAUGACUUCUGUUUUAAAGGUGAUGGCUUUUUAAGCAUAUACUUUGUGUCUGAGUUUUAAAGGAAACUUGUCAGGGUUCUUUCUCUGUGAAUCAUGCGUUGCUUCCCGUUCACACUCCAGUCAUUCCCUGCAUUUAUGUCUCAGGCCCAAGCAGAGCUGUGGGGGUGUAUUCUGAUAAUGGUGGCCAUGCACUUGUGUUUAAAGGUCUUAUAUUAUGCAAAAGUACUUUUCUUUUCUUUCCUCUUAUUGUAAUGUUUCCUCACCAAAACAUUCUGGGGAGAUUUGUUUCAUCUACUUGUUUGUGUAAUCUCGCAGUUUUCAGCUGUCUCUCUCUAGAGCAAAAAAACAUGGCAAGAGUUUUGUAUGUGACUGCCUUCACUAAAAAUCAUCUUUUAAUCAUCUCUAGUGGAGAUAUUAUUUUUAUCCUAGUUUGUACUGUUUCACUCCUCAUUUUUUCACAAUGUAUUCCAUUAUAUAUUGUGUACUUCUGUUUCUUAUCAUACCAAUGGUGAAGUGUCAAAAUGAAUGAUGUUUAAAAAUCCUGGAUAAUGCAUAACAUUGGACCUUUAAACUAUCAGUGUCUUAAAAAAGGAAUAAGAAGACUUCUCUAUAUUCUGCAUACUGAUCUGUUUGUUCAUCUCCCCUCCCGUAAGAUGACAAAACUCUUCAAAAUAACCUGCGCAUUAAAGAACAACACAUUUUGGGGCAAAAAAGAAAAGAACACUUUGACCACUGUCUAGAACAGAACUGAACCAUUUCAGGAGGGAACCAAACCCACCAUAAACCACUCCAUUGUGAGGACUGUACUGUUCUUGUCCUCUUCAGCGUGUCUGAAACUACUGCUUUUGGAGAGUUCAUAUCUGAGUGCAAUGGGGCCAGGGCAACAGGCUGUUAUUCAUUCACACUGUAGAAUAUGUAUGUUGUUGUGUUUCAAUGUUGAGAAUAAACUUGAGCUGGACCAAGA